Messenger RNA from Aethina tumida (small hive beetle), 508 nucleotides. RefSeq names its product ubiquinol-cytochrome-c reductase complex assembly factor 2. The record is from RefSeq and is a predicted model, not a curated record. The coding region runs from base 140 to 508 and encodes 122 amino acids. Gene Ontology annotation, biological process: mitochondrial respiratory chain complex III assembly. The transcript has 2 exons. Lineage: Eukaryota; Metazoa; Arthropoda; Insecta; Coleoptera; Nitidulidae. Gene Ontology annotation, cellular component: mitochondrial matrix.
UACAAACUAAUCACUUAUAAAUAUAUUAAUUGAACUAAUUAUAUAACAAGUCAAUAUAAAAAAUUCAAGCAGUUUAAAUUCGAUAUGUAGUCACAUGUUCUUGAACCGUUGCCAAUCGUAAUUGCUUAUUUGUCAAAAUAUGGCAUCGGCCGCAGGAAAUUACAAAAGAAUUCUUCAGCUGUUGGAAAAGUGGCCCAUUGACAAAAAUAAGGCUGGAGGAAGGGACCUGGGUGAAUAUUUGCGGGAGUACGUGAACAGAUCGUACAAAGAGAACAAAUUCGAAACGAAUUACAAGUACUGGGACAAGCAAUAUCUUUCAAUUAAAAAACUGGUAGAGAACGAACACAAAAACAAGUACCCUCGAGUGUUGUCUUCAUGUGCUACUGGCUUAAAUGCUGAGCAGUGCAACAUAGCCCUCUCUAACGAGUACCUCGCUGAACUUGAAAAAGAAAAUCAAAGCUUUUUCAAAAGAUUAAUUUCACUGAGACCUGAAAAGAAUCAAAGUUAA